GCUCAUCUCCCUGGCAGCGCCGCUCGGCUCGGUCCCUCAGCGCAGAUCUUCUGCUCCUUCCCACACUCGCGCUCCUCGGUCCCAAGGACCGGAUCUUCCGCGCGUCGGCGGCUCCCCCUCGGCGGCGUCCAGCGAGGAGGGGCAGUCCCAGGCUCGGCGGCGGCGUCGGCGGCUCCCCCCACCUUCUCUCGCCAGUCGCCUCGCGCCCUCGCCUGCGUCCUCCGAGCACCGGCCGACGACCCUGCGAUCAGAGGAGCAAAGACCAUUACUUAUCAUAAGAAAGAUUCUAGUUGGUGGAAGCUUUUAUCUGUAGUUGGACUGUGAUGAAUUUACUGGUCUUGAGUAUAGAGUAGGCAAUCUGCAGUUUAGUGGAACUCAAUGGGUUCUUCUCCUUCCAAAGCCACUGGAGAGGAUGCCCUUGUUCUGUGCAAGGAUCGGAUGCGCCAUAUCAGACAAACCAUUGACUCAAGGGAUGCACUGUCAGCAGCGCACUUAUCUUACACACAAUCCCUCCGCACUGUGGGUACUGCACUGCGGCGGUAUGCUGAGUCUGAGAUCUCACCAGAAUCAUCACUCUCCAUUUCAGAAGUGGAUAAGUCACCAUCGCAUUCCUCUAUGGCAUCUCCCUCGCCUUCGCGUGCAGUAGAGAAUCUUGCCUCUCCAGCACAUCGAGCAAGUCCCUUGACUACUCAGCCCUCAACAAGAAUCCAUUGCAUGAAAGCAGCAGCAACCGCUCCUUUGACCUUUGUGAUAGAUCCAUCUGCUGCUGAAUUUGUGGGGCAUGAAUCUCCAGUCUCAGCUUUUGUCCCGCCCCCGCCACCAUUGCCUCCAGAAUUGUGUACGUCAUGGGACUUCUUUGAUCCCAUUGAUGCUGCUAGUAGCUCUUCCUCCAACAAUGAGAAUGGAGUAACCUUGAACUUCAGUAGAUUGAAGGGUCUAAGAGAGUCACGGGUAGCUGAAGUAGUUCCAUUGAAAGAAGGUGAAGAAGAAAUCAUGUCUGAAAGAAAGCAUACAGAGCUUCCUGAUGAUAAUGCACCAUCUAAGCAGGAAAGAGAACCAAAGCAAGGUGGGACUAGGAAACCAAGUCAGUUGGUGGAUACUUCAACCAAAGCUACUUCUGAGCAGGUUGCUGCAAAAUUGGAGGAAAGCGAAAUGGAAAAAGAAUUAUGUGCGGAGGCAGAGGAUCCUUCAGAGUUCAUCACUCAUCGAGCCAAAGAUUUUGUGUCGAGCAUGAAGGACAUUGAAACCCGGUUUAUGCGUGCAGCUGAAGCAGGAAAUGAGGUUUCCAGAAUGCUUGAAACCAAGAAGAUCAGACUUGACAUAUGUGCUAAAAUGCCAGGUUCUCCAGGCAAGCUACCUACUGCCCGAUUUGUGUCAGCACUUCGAGUGUGCUGCAAUCGUGAUGUUAUUCUCAACCAGGAAACUGCGCAGCAUGUCUCAAAGGUUGUCACAUGGAAGCGUUCUGUCUCAUCUCUUUCAUCAUCAUCUAAGAGUGCACUUAUGACAUCGAUAAUUAAAGAUGAUGUGGAUGACAGUAAUAGUGAUUUUGUUGAGGAAUUCGCCAUGGUAUCUGGAAGCCACUCUUCUACUUUGGACAGGCUACACGCAUGGGAGAGAAAACUAUAUGAUGAAAUCAAGGCCAGUGAAAAUGUUAGAAACGCCUAUGAUGAGAAAUGUAACCUCCUCCGGCGUCAAUUUGCACGAGGCCUAAAUGCGCAGCUGAUUGAUAAGACUAGAGCUGUUGUGAAGGAUCUCCAUUCCAGGGUAUCUGUUGCGAUUCAAGCUGUUGAUGCAAUCUCUAAAAGAAUUGAGAAGAUAAGGGAUGAAGAACUGCAGCCACAACUUGUCGAGCUAAUUCAAGGGCUAAUCAGAAUGUGGAAAUUGAUGCUGGAAUGUCACCACAAACAGUUCAUCACGAUCACAUUGGCAUACCAUGUGAAAAACUCAACCCCAGUGCAUCAAGGCGAGCACCGCCGCCAGGCGGCAAUGCAUCUGUGCAAUGAGAUGGACAGCUUCUCCUCCAGCUUCAGAAACUGGGUCACUGCUCACAAAUCGUAUGUUGAGGCCCUCAAUGCAUGGCUGCAGAAGUGCCUCCUGCAGCCACCCCAGGACCGCCGGAGGCGUAAGCGCAAGGUCUCCUUCCCUCCCCGUCAGGCCGUCUCCCCUCCCAUAUUUGUCCUCUGCAGGGACUGGCUUGCCAUGACAGAAUCUCUUCCUGCUGACGAGGUAUGCAAGUCCCUCAAAGAUGUGAUGCAGCUCCUCCGUGACUCGUUUGAGCACCAGGAUGAGCAGAACAAGCCCAGAAGUGAGUCGCAGGAGUGUGGGAUGCUGGAGAACAACAGCGAACCAGAGGCGGCGAAGAGUGGGAGUGGGAGUGUAGCGUCAGCUGAAGGGCUGCAGUCGAGACUAACAGCAGUUCUUGACCGCCUGACAAAGUUCUCGGAGGCAUCACUGAAGUGCUACGAGGAGCUCAAGCAGAACUAUGAGAUGGCUUGUGAUGAUUACAAGAGAGUUGGACCAAAUGCUCCACAUGCUUAAGAUAUGUCGAUUGUGGUGUAUGACUUCUUCCUAUCUGUUCUGGAUGACAAAUUCUAGUGUUUUGGUAUAUAUUUUGUGAACAAUCAGGUUGUAGUACAAUCUUUUGCCUAAUAUUAGUGAUAGUGCAGUCAGUUAUGUAUGCCUCAGUGUUACAGAUUUUAAGCUUCGUCACCUGUCCCUGAUGCUUGGAAAGGCGUAUGAGAACCGUUGUGACAAAGAUAUAUCAGGCAACGUAUCAUGAGUUAUGCGCGCAUGUAAUCUGUGUCUCACCUUGCAGAUAUGGCAUAUGUACUGGCACUCUGGCAUUAUUAUUUAGAAAAGUUCUGCA
Molecule: messenger RNA, 2866 nt
Organism: Sorghum bicolor (sorghum)
Lineage: Eukaryota; Viridiplantae; Streptophyta; Magnoliopsida; Poales; Poaceae
Exons: 6
Coding region: 379-2538 (719 amino acids)
Source: RefSeq, a predicted model, not a curated record